AUGUUCCUCACACUACUCACCCUCGAAACCUACUUCACAGUCCACAACCGCCCCUUCACGAAACAAACCAACCCCUCAUCCUCCUCCUCCUCCUCCCCCCUCCCCGCGCGGCACCCAGGCAAUGAAACUUUUUUCAUAGCAAGCAUCCACCGCAACAGCGGAUCCCUACUAUCAUCCUCCUGUACCUACAUUGGCGGGUCCGAAGGCCGCGUCCACUUCUCCGCCGUCGAAUCCGGCUCCCGCGACGGCACAAAGUACCAGCUGUCCACUCUGCAGCGGAAACUCGAGGCCCGCGGCGUCGGCACUAUUGUCGUCCUGGGCAAGUCGGCGCAGGAGCAGCAGGACGAACUCAACGCCAGGCCAACGGCUACGGGGUCCCGUCCACCGGGGUGGGUAUGGAACGAAGGCGAUGCCCAAUUCGACAUGCGUCGCGUAUCCCACCUCGCACGCGACGCACGCGAGCGCAACCUCGCCAUGGACCCGCUCGAAACCCUUCAAAAGAAGCAAGACGAAGGCUAA
Messenger RNA from Colletotrichum orchidophilum, 519 nucleotides. RefSeq lists its product as uncharacterized. The transcript has 2 exons. The record is from RefSeq and is a predicted model, not a curated record. The coding region runs from base 1 to 519 and encodes 172 amino acids. Lineage: Eukaryota; Fungi; Ascomycota; Sordariomycetes; Glomerellales; Glomerellaceae.